Colletotrichum aenigma is the source of this 1440-nucleotide messenger RNA. RefSeq names its product Cytochrome P450 monooxygenase TRI13. Gene Ontology annotation, molecular function: oxidoreductase activity, acting on paired donors, with incorporation or reduction of molecular oxygen; iron ion binding; monooxygenase activity. NCBI's taxonomy places the organism in Eukaryota, Fungi, Ascomycota, Sordariomycetes, Glomerellales, Glomerellaceae. The transcript has 2 exons. Bases 1 to 1440 code for a protein of 479 amino acids. The record is from RefSeq and is a predicted model, not a curated record.
AUGCUUCUAUUGUCAGACUUCCGCGAGGCUCAAGAUAUCCUUCUCCGAAGAAACAAGGAAUUCGAUCAUGGCGAGCGGAACCUCGCUGCGUUUCGUGGGGUUCUCGGAAACCAUCACAUUGGGAUGAGAACUCGGGAUCCCCAGUUCAAAGCAAAUCGGGAGUUGGUGAAGGAUCUCAUGACCCCCAAUUUUCUCAAUACCGUAUCUGCUCAAGCAAUGUACUCCAACACUUUGAAUCUUGUCGAGCUGUGGAAGUUUAAAGCAAAAAAAGCCAGUGGUCUGCCCUUUCAAGCUGACAAAGACAUCAACAUGGCCACUUUCGAUAUCAUCAAAGAAGUUGCCCUUGGCGAGGGAGACUCCGAGAACACAACCGAAGCUUACAUCAAGAUCAUCCACGAAACGGCUGCUGCAAAGCCAAAUACAAGCGGAGAAGUCGAAUUCCCCGAGCAACCCCCUGACGAAGACCUCGUUUCGCACCACGCUCACCAGGAGGCUGUCGGGGUAUCUCUGACGGCACCCUCUCCUUGGCUGUACCAUGCGAUCAACAACCGUCGACGCCAGAUGAAAGAGGCAUACGCCAUCAGACACCGGAUGUUGGAAAAUCAGGUCUCUCUGGCUGUUCAACGGCUUGAAGAAGGCCAGCCGGUCCGGUCUGCUUUGGACUACAUGAUUCAGCGCGAAAUGAACGCUGCCAAGAAGGCCGGCCGAUUACCCACUUUCGACUCUUCUCAACUCCGUGACGAGCUGUACGGCUACAUUGGUGCAGGCCACGAGACAACCUCAACUUCUUUCCAAUGGGCAAUUAAGCAUCUUACGGUUCACCAAGAUGUCCAGCAGAAGCUUCGACGAGCUUUGCAAUUGGCAUUUGCCGAGUCUGUGGCCCAAUCAAGACAGCCUUCGGUUUCCGAAAUAACAAAAGUCGACGUGCCGUACCUGGAAGCAGUCAUGGAAGAGUCUUUGCGGUUAUCCGGCCCAAUCAUGGGUGUUGUGAGGCAGGCACAAGUAGAAACCACGAUCCUGGGUCAUCGAGUACCUAAAGGAACCGAGGUUUUCAUGCCGUUGUGUGGUCCCGGCAUCACCCAAGCACCCAUAGAAGUUGACGAAUCAUUGCGAAGCGAGACUUCCAGAUCUCGGCCGAAUGUUCGUGGCUCGUGGGAGGUCAGCCCGGAAUCGUUCAUACCUGAGCGAUGGCUUAAGCCAGGACCGGAUGGCGACGAAUUUGACCCCCAGGCUGGACCUUUUAUGAGCUUUAGCAACGGCGUGCGGGGAUGCUUUGGGCGGCGGUUGGCGUACAUCGAGUUUAGAAUCCCUGUGGUUCUAACGAUAUGCAACCUGGAGAUCUGCCAAGUUCCCGAGAGUCUGCAAACGUUUGAUGCGAUGGACAGUCUCAUGACCAAACCGGCCAAAUGCUCUAUAAAUGUUUCAGGGGCUGAAAACUAA